Molecule: messenger RNA, 1590 nt
Organism: Aspergillus tanneri
Lineage: Eukaryota; Fungi; Ascomycota; Eurotiomycetes; Eurotiales; Aspergillaceae
Product: purine-cytosine permease family protein
Exons: 6
Coding region: 1-1590 (529 amino acids)
Biological process (GO): transmembrane transport
Cellular component (GO): fungal-type vacuole membrane; plasma membrane
Molecular function (GO): transmembrane transporter activity
Source: RefSeq, a predicted model, not a curated record
AUGUCCACAGAAAACCCUACCCUCGCCGUGGGGAUGUACUCUAAGGAAAUCUCAAGUAUCCAUACUGCUGCGGAACAACCGCCCUGUAUUUUAGACAAGGGAGAAGGAAAUAAUCCCCUUGUGGCGGGUGGUCCAGUGGCCCCUUCCCGCCUUACGAGACACAUCAGGAAUCUCGAGAAGCGGCUUGUCGAAUACAACCUAGAGACCAGAGGUAUAGAGCGAGUGCGAGAAGAUGAACGGAUGACCAAACUGUCAUGGAUUUCGUACUUGCAAGCUUUUUUACUUUGGGUAUCGAUAAAUCUUGCUGCGAAUAAUAUCACCCUUGGGAUGCUGGGACCUGUCGUAUAUGGCCUGAAUUUUUUGGAUUCGGCCCUCUGUGCUGUCCUCGGGGCUCUUCUUGGAGCCGUGGUUGCUUCAUGGAUGGCUACUUGGGGGCCAGUCUCUGGAAUCCGGACGAUGGCAUUUGGACGGUAUGCAAUGGGCUGGUGGCCAAGUAAACUGGUUGUCAUCCUGAAUUUGAUUCAGAUGAUCGGUUAUUCCCUGAUUGAUUGCGUAGUCGGAGGACAAAUUUUGUCCGCCGUGUCGCCAAGUGGAGGCAUGCCAGUUGCAGUCGGCAUUGUGAUAGUCGCGGUGGGCAGCUGGGCAAUCGCCACUUUUGGCAUUGAGAUCUUUCAUUACUAUGAACGUUUCGCCUUUCUACCUCAGCUCAUUGUGGUUAGCAUACUAUUUGGCGUGGCUUCAGUGAAGUUCGAUUUAUCCACACCAUCCUUAGGCGAUACCCGCACAGUAGCAGGGAACCGAUUAUCGUUCUUUUCUCUCUGCCUAAGUGCAGCCAUUACAUAUGCCCCAUUAGCAGCAGAUUUCUUCGUUUAUUACCCCGAGAGAACAUCCAGAGUAGCCCUCUUUUCUCUUUCACUGCUCGGUCUCCUAGUGUCAUUCACCAUGGCUUUUCUAUGCGGUAUUGGACUCGCAUCCGGCAUCACCGCCGACCCAGAAUAUGAAGAGGCAUACUCCAGAGGGGCCGGGGCGCUCAUUGUCGAAGGGUUUGGACCUCUGCAUGGAUUCGGAAAGUUUUGUUCGGUGGUAGUUACCCUGGGCCUCAUUUCAAAUACCAUCGCGCCGACUUAUUCUUCCGGCGUUGAUUUUCAGAUUCUGGGAAGAUGCGCUGAGAAAGUUCCACGUGCUGUCUGGAAUACAGUUGGUGUCGUCAUCUAUGCUGUGUGCGCAUUAGCUGGCCGGAGCCACCUCUCCGAUAUUUUUACCAACUUUCUUGCCCUAAUGGGCUAUUGGGUCGCGAUCUGGUUUGUUAUCAUCUUGGAAGAACGGUACAUCUUCCGGUUCCGCAGCGGCUACAACUGGCACGCCUGGUGCGAUCAGUCCAAGCUCCCCGUGGGCAUUGCCGGAUUGAUUGCUUUUUUGAUCGGAUGGGCCGGCGCAAUCCUCUGUAUGGCGCAAGUCUGGUAUAUUGGACCUAUUGCACGGUUGGUGGGGAAUUCUGGAGCAGAUAUGGGAGCCUACGUUGGAUUCACCUGGGCUGGACUUGUGUACCCGCCUUUGCGUUACAUUGAACUCCGUAGGUUUGGACGGUGA